Molecule: messenger RNA, 2295 nt
Organism: Necator americanus (New World hookworm)
Lineage: Eukaryota; Metazoa; Nematoda; Chromadorea; Rhabditida; Ancylostomatidae
Exons: 22
Coding region: 1-2295 (764 amino acids)
Biological process (GO): protein import into nucleus; poly(A)+ mRNA export from nucleus
Cellular component (GO): nuclear pore
Molecular function (GO): structural constituent of nuclear pore
Source: RefSeq, a predicted model, not a curated record
AUGUCCUCAAUGUUUGACGACAUUCUUAGUAGGGCCGAAAAACUCUCAUCCGCGAAUUUUCACGCAACAUUGUCAGAUUCUGCUGCGGCAAAGAAGAAUGGCAGUGUUCUUUUCGAUAGCGGCAAUGCUCAGGAGAAUCGCUACACCGGCACAAGUUUCGACACCGAUCUUAACAGCGUUUUCCGUGCAAGUGAGCACUUGUGGAAGACAAACGCAGCAUCAGCACCAAUCCAGAAGAGCUUUCUUUUUGGUGAGAAAGGUGUGGUAUUUGGGGUGAGCGCUCCUACUCUCAAAGAAGUGCAUAUUCUUCCGAAGUCCAGCGAUGAUCUAGAGCCUGAAGUUGAUUUGGAGCGCGUCAGGCUCGAAUCUGAUCGUUCUUUCUUCAACCAUGUGCUUCUUUCUCGGCCACAACCAGUUGCAGCACAUCCAUCGAAACAACCCGCUAAAGUGCCUUUAGUAAGCAGAUGUCCUGCCAUUCUUCCAACGUCUUCAAGUAGAAGAGAUCUGGUCUUUGCUGAUAAAAUAAGGAAAUACCUUCGUAGUAAAAAGAAGAAAGACCUCAAUCAGUUAUUCUCAGAAGCAGCGAAAGAAAGUGGGACAGAUGGUUCUCUAGUUGGUGUGUGGGCUGAUGUUACUGCUUUGCUUGAUCAAAAAAUAUCAGCCGAUCGCGAUGAUGCAACUACCAUCAGCCUGUUGAUAGAAAAAGCUUGCAAUUAUCUUCAACGACUGUUUGUGGAACACAUGGAUGUCCACGUGGAAAGAAAUCUUGAGCGGGCUCAACGUGGAGGUGUACCUGGAACACGAGGGCUAGUAGACGCUUUUCUCAAAAUUGGAGCGGACGAUCCGUUUGCGGAGGACGGAACUGUUGACGGAUUACCAGUUUGGGAGGUGACUUAUCAUUGUCUGCGUGCUGGUGAUUUGGCUGCUGCUAAGGAUGCUUUGGAAUUACUCGCAAACUUCCCGCAAGCGGCUGUUCUAGUCGCUUGCCUCAAUCAUCUCUGCAAAGAAAACAAAUUGGAUGUUGAGCUAAAGAAAAAGCUCAAGGUAGAGUGGAGACACAAUCUAAAUUCGGCAAAGGACAAAUACAAACGAGCCCUGUACGCUGCCCUCUUGGGUCAAGACUCAAACUUAUCGGACUCACUUGAGAAUUGGCUUUGGUUCAAAUUAUUUGCCCUCAGGAUUGAUCCCCAGCUCUCUCCAAUUCUAUAUUUCGAAGUGCAGAAGAAUGUUUCGAUUGAUUAUGGAGAAUCCUACUUCAUGGCCGGUGGAAAACUUGAAUUUCAUUAUUACUUCACGGCCUUGUGGCUUUCUGGACAGUUUGAACGAGCAGUGAAACUUCUUUUCGACUGCGGUCAUGUUUCCGAUGCGGUCCAUGUCGCAAUUCUUGCUUAUGAACUGGGAUACCUUCGGAACACUGGUGAUGCAGCUGCUGAAAUAUUGGUGGUAGAUCCCGCCCAAAUGACAAAAUGUUCCUGCAACAUAGCACGCUUACUCGUUUCUUUCACCAAGGAAUUUGAGCUGGACGACGUGGGAAGAGCGCUUGAUUAUUGGUCUCUUCUGAAGGGUUUAAAGACGCCUUCUGGAAGUGACGUAUUUGAGAUGGCUGUGAGUAGGGCGGUGUAUCUUACAGGGCAAGCAGAUGCCAUACUUGGUGUGCUAGGAACAGAUGGAAAACGGUGUCCUGCUCUCAUUGAUGAAUAUCUGGAUGAUCCAUCCGACACCAUUUGUCGUGUAGCUCAUGACACUGAGCUUGGAGGUGAUUGCACGCAAGCAGUGAAGUUGUAUAUGUUGGCAAACACCCCAUUGAAGGCUAUAGAACUUUUGUGUUCGGAGCUGAGCGACUCAAUAAGAGUGAAUCGAAGUAGAAUGGGUGAGCUACGCUGCUUAGCCGAAGACGUCAUCUCAGCACAGAGUGAGCUUCGAGCUAGUGUUCUUUCAACUAUGUGUAUUCUUUUGGAUAUUGGAAUCUUAAUCGAUUUGUGCGAAGCGGAUCAGCCUGAUAAAGCUUUGAGUGUUUCACAACAGCUCCGAUUGAUUCCUGUCGAUUUGGAUCAAGUGCCAGUGAUUGUUGGAGAAUUCCAUUUGGUUCCGCAGAAGGUACGUGAAGUAAUACCAGAUCUCUGCUUGCAUCUUAUGAGGUGUAUGGUGAAUGCAAUCCAUUCUACUGUCGAUCCUACUGUAAAAUAUGUUAAGCAGGUCAAAGCUAUUGUUGUUUACGCUGCUACCGUGAACUACAAGUUUCCUCAACAUAUAACGUCCAGGCUGUUGCAACUGCAGGCCACAGUAGCUGUUUAA